AUGGAUCACGAGUUUCAAGCCUUUGUUGAGUUAGCAAUGGUCAACACUUCAACGAUAAACUGUGCAUCUUCUUACGAGCCAAAAGAAGAAGAAAUUUUAAAUAUAUUUAGUCGAAUCUUGAAGGAUACUAUGUUCUUGGGUCCUCCAAAUUCUGGGAAAACGAUUCUCUUUCUUGCCUUAGCUCUGUAG
Molecule: messenger RNA, 189 nt
Organism: Arabis nemorensis
Lineage: Eukaryota; Viridiplantae; Streptophyta; Magnoliopsida; Brassicales; Brassicaceae
Source: the annotation of a GenBank genome assembly